CCGAAAAAGUGCUUGAAGAUGCCCGAACCGGCCAAGUCUGCUCCCGCGCCCAAGAAGGGCUCCAAGAAAGCCAUCACUAAGACGCAGAAGAAAGGGGACAAGAAGCGCAAGAAGAGCCGCAAGGAGAGCUACUCCAUCUACGUCUACAAGGUCCUCAAGCAGGUCCACCCCGACACCGGCAUCUCCUCCAAGGCCAUGAGCAUCAUGAACUCCUUCGUCAACGACAUCUUCGAGCGCAUCGCCGCCGAGGCUUCCCGACUGGCUCAUUACAACAAGCGCUCCACCAUCACCUCCCGCGAGAUCCAGACGGCCGUCCGCCUCCUCCUGCCCGGGGAGCUCGCCAAGCACGCCGUCUCCGAAGGCACCAAGGCCGUCACCAAAUACACCAGCUCCAAAUAAACGAGCUUUGAGAUGAAAAAAAGUCUCUUUCAACAGACCCAAAGGCUCUUUUAAGAGCCACCCACUUUCUCAA
This is a messenger RNA of Thamnophis elegans (Western terrestrial garter snake), 472 nucleotides long. RefSeq names its product histone H2B 1/2/3/4/6-like. Gene Ontology annotation, cellular component: nucleosome. Gene Ontology annotation, molecular function: DNA binding; protein heterodimerization activity; structural constituent of chromatin. NCBI's taxonomy places the organism in Eukaryota, Metazoa, Chordata, Lepidosauria, Squamata, Natricidae. Bases 19 to 399 code for a protein of 126 amino acids. The transcript has a single exon. The record is from RefSeq and is a predicted model, not a curated record.